Molecule: messenger RNA, 1246 nt
Organism: Danaus plexippus (monarch butterfly)
Lineage: Eukaryota; Metazoa; Arthropoda; Insecta; Lepidoptera; Nymphalidae
Product: 3'(2'),5'-bisphosphate nucleotidase 1
Exons: 7
Coding region: 108-1148 (346 amino acids)
Biological process (GO): phosphatidylinositol phosphate biosynthetic process
Molecular function (GO): 3'(2'),5'-bisphosphate nucleotidase activity
Source: RefSeq, a predicted model, not a curated record
AUGAAAUUGACAGUUGAUAGUUUUGACAAUAAAUAAUGAUUUUAUCAUUACUUAGAAGUUAGCUGUUAGACUUAGUCGAGUUUGAAGUACUUACCUACUCAUCUAAUAUGUCAUCAACGGCACCCUUAAUUAUAAGGUUAUUAGCUUCGUCGGUGUCUGUGGCAGGUCGAGCUGGCAAAAUUGUGAGAGAUGUUAUGAGCAGAGGGGAACUAGGAAUAGUUGAAAAGGGCAAAGACGACUAUCAGACUGAAGCUGAUAGAUCAGCACAGCGAUGUAUCAUAUCAUCCUUAUCAUCACUGUAUCCUAAAGUCAAUAUUAUUGGAGAGGAAGGAAAUCCUGACUCAGAGGGUGAAAUCCCAAGUGAAUGGCUUCAGAUUGAGGCAGACAAGGAAGUUAUGUUAUUGGAAUGUCCUUCAAGUUUGCAAGGUGUUAAAGAAGAGGAUAUUGUUGUAUGGGUCGACCCUCUGGACGGGACUUCCGAGUAUACUCAAGGUGCGUUAAUGUUGAAGCGGGAUCCUUGGGAAAGAUGGAAAAUGUAUUUAAAACAUCCACUGAUAAGUAUCAAAUGGUAUUUAAGUUUACGACACUCAAACUAUGGUUUCCUCGAGCAUGUUACUGUGCUUAUUGGUAUAUCAGUCAAUGAGAAGCCAGUGGCCGGUGUUAUACACCAGCCAUAUUUCAAAACUAUGGUCGGGGAGGAGAAGCAAAUGGGUAGAACGAUUUGGGGCCUCCAAGGAGUUGGUGUCGGAGGCUACAUACCAGCUCCUCCACCAGAUUCGCUUGUCAUCACGACAACAAGAAGUCAUUCAAACCCAGUUGUAGAGAAAGCUUUGCAAGUCAUGAAUGCAGCACAAGUUUUGAGGGUCGGCGGUGCUGGUUAUAAGGUGUUACAGUUACUAGAGGGUAAAGCAUCAAUAUAUGUAUUUGCAAGUCCCGGAUGCAAAAAGUGGGAUACAUGCGCUCCUGAGGCCGUACUUAGUGCUGCUGGCGGGAAAUUGACAGAUAUUUUGGGGGAUUUCUACAAAUAUGGAGCAUCGGUCACCCAUCCUAACAAGACUGGCGUGUUGGCUGCGGUUAACGAUGAGCUUCACAACUAUGCAUUGAGUCGGAUACCACAAGAAUUAAAAGACAAACUAUCCGGUAAUUAACUUGAGAUGAAGAUUAAUUCAAAUAACUGUAUAUUAAUUGUAAAAGUGAAACUUUUUCGUGAUAUAAGAUUUAAAUAAAUUAUUUAUAGCAACGAUUC